AUCGAACAUCGAACAUCGAACAUCGAACAUCGAACAUCGAACAUCGAACAUCGAGAAAUAAAUAAAAAGAAUUAGUCCAUUGGAGAAGCUAGAUAUAAAUAAAAGAUCGUGUUUCUCCAAUGGCGUCAAUAACAGUAGCUUAUUAUUAUGUUCUUGUAUUGUUUGUUUGCAGCGCCUAUGGGAAACCAGAUUUGGAGAUGAAUCCUUCAGCCUCGAGCUGGCAAACUGUAACUGAAAACGUGGGUGUUUCCGCCAUGCACAUGCAGUUGAUGACAAACAACAGGGUUGUCUGGUAUGACGCCAUUAAUCUUGGUCGCUCCGCACUGAUGCAGAAUCCUAAGUGGUGCAGAAAAGAUGAUAAGGGCCGUGAAGACUGCUGGGCUCAUGGCGUUACCUAUGAUCUCGACACCGCUAAAGUUGUCAAGACACUCAAGUUGAGCCUGAAUACAUGGUGCUCGUCGGGAGGGCUGUCGAGCACCGGAAAAUUGAUAAGCACCGGAGGCUACGACAAAGGUUUUCGAGGAAUUAGAAUCCUGGAACCCUGCGAUUUAUGCGAUUUCAAGGAAGAUGUUGGACUUUCUGCAAACAGAUGGUAUGCUUCUCAACAAGUCUUGGAAAAUGGUGAUUUUAUCGUGGUGGGAGGAAGAAAAUCUCACAACUAUGAAAUUGUCCCGCCAGAUCAGCUUAAAUUCCCGAACAAACAAUUUCCGCUUCGGCUGCUCGAGGAAACCACCGACGGCUUUCUGGAGAAUAAUUUGUAUCCAUUUGUGUACCUCCUCCCCGACGGCAAUGUCUUCCUCUUCGCCAACGAUCGCUCCAUUAUUUUCAACCCUAGAACCGGAAAGACGAUUCGGGAGCUUCCUAAGCUGCCAGGGGGGUCCCGGAACUACCCGGCCUCGGGGCAAUCCGCGCUUCUUCCUCUCAAACUCACCAAAGCGAAUGAUUUUGUGAAGGCGGAGGUUUUGGUUUGCGGCGGCAAUACACACGAAGCCUUCAAGGUCACGGAGCAUCCGCCGAGGCAAUUUCCGCCGGCGUUAAAGGAUUGCGGCAGGAUUGUUGCGAAUCAGGAAGGGGCCAAGUGGGAAAUUGAGGAGAUGCCGUCGGGGAGGGUUAUGGGAGAUAUGUUGAUUCUCCCCGAUGGGAAUGUCCUCAUAAUUAAUGGCGCGAAAACCGGGACCUCUGGUUGGGACGGGGCGGAGGAACCAAAUUUCACUCCGGUGCUUUACAGCCCGGAUAAACCGAAAGGGGAAAGGUUUACUGAGUUGACACCAACAAAAAUUGCCAGAAUGUACCAUUCCACUUCUGCGGUUUUGCCCGACGCUAAGAUCUUAGUAGCAGGAAGUAACACCCACGAUUCCUACGAUAUGAAAGCCAAAUACCCAACCGACAUGCGCGUCGAGAAAUUCUCGCCGCCGUACUUAGCCCCCGCACUGCAAAAGUUCCGGCCGCAGAUCGUGGAGAAGCUUUCCCAAACGGAAUUGGUUUAUGGAAAGAAUUUCAAUAUCCAUUUCAAGCUAGAUGAUGCGGCGGACAUGUCUAGUAUUAAGGUUACCAUGUAUCCGCCGCCUUUCACCACUCACGGGUACUCUGAGGGCCAAAGGAUGUUGAUUUUGGGACUCACCUCUGUGGCCAAGGAGACCAUCUCCGCCGUGGCGCCGUCCUCUGGCAAGCUUGCACCACCAGGCUAUUACUUGAUCUUUGUUGUGCACCGUGGUGUACCCAGCAAGGGAUUGUGGGUGCAUAUUAAAUAGAAGAGAAUAGAAGAUACGGGCUCGCUUGUUCAGUGUUAGACAGUAUUUGGGUGCAAUUAGCUCUACAUGCUGAUUGAGUCACUGAAUUAUCGUGAUUUGUAUCUUUUUAUAGUGCAGACGAACUACGGUGUGAGGGGGGGUCCCUUAGAGUGAGGAAUCCAACCUAUAGAAUAGAAGACGAUGGGCAUUGAAUUUUUUUAGUUUUGUAAUCUUCUACAGAGUACCAUAUAAUAAUAUAUACAGUACAACAUUUUCUAUAAGAACUUAUGAGCUCAGUUCUUAAAUUCUUUACAUAAAUUAAUAAAUUAAAGAAAUUGAAGAGUGG
Ipomoea nil (Japanese morning glory) is the source of this 2076-nucleotide messenger RNA. RefSeq names its product aldehyde oxidase GLOX1-like. The transcript has 3 exons. Bases 120 to 1751 code for a protein of 543 amino acids. Lineage: Eukaryota; Viridiplantae; Streptophyta; Magnoliopsida; Solanales; Convolvulaceae. The record is from RefSeq and is a predicted model, not a curated record.